GGUCUACGCCAGUCAUCACCGUGAGUUUAGGAUUCGUAGGUGGUGUACAGAUGGAUUGCAGAAGUCGUUUGUCUGAGGAUUAAUCUCGAUCGAAGUCCUCUGAGAAAAAGCAUGCACCUCGUGUCUACUGAGCCCUCUAGUUCCGUUCUAGUGUCUCUCCCCCGUGGUAGUACCUCUCAGUUUUCUGCAAAGGCCAAACUUCCUACCAUGCGAGCUCAAGAGGGUUCUGAGGCGGAUGAAGAGCCGCCGACCUCGUCGGGGUUCGAGCUGCCUCUCACCAGUCAGCCUUUUCUCAAUUGGCAAUUAAAGCGUCCGCCAUGGUGCUUCGCGAUACCGACUCCCGUUACUCAUCGCCUUAGCAGUCAUUCUCGCCUGCGAGACUCUCUUUUACGGCGGAAUUCCCCGUCUCCUUCAGUCGGCCUCAUGCGGCUGUUAUCGAAUUCGUCGGUGACACUCAUAUCGAGGACCGCGACAGGCGCGUGGCUGGGCGUCCGUCGAGAUGAAACGGACGAAGCUAAAACUUCUCGAAUUCGUGCGUGGACGUUCUGCGCGGUCACUUCGAUACGAAAUUCGCUUAUGCUCUAAGCGGAAAUGACACUGUAGAGGAUCCAACGCCGAGAAGUUACAGGCUGUGACGCCAGCCUGUGUUUCGCGAUGCAGCAAUGGGCUCGAUUAGCCGAGAGAACGGGAGUUACAGAGUAACCGCAGCAGCAGCGAUCCCGAAGUCCGCUUAUUCGGCUCCCGUAGCGAGCUCCUUCUUUCGGGGAUACUUCCACGCACAUCAGUAGCCGAAAAACACCUGACCUAUCUUAACGACCGUUAAAAGCCGACCCGCUACCAGAGGAGGAGGUGGAGCGGCAGCAGUCGGCCGGCGUGGGGCAAAUCUGCACGGAGGCGUGGAAGCGGGGCGUGCUGGAGCGGCUGGCGAGCCAGCAAAUACGCGCGGCAGAUGCUGGCGGACAACCACACGCGCACGGAGAACAUCACGGCUGGCGUUGACGCCGUGUGCGCGCGGGUGAAGGAGGUGGAGGAGGACCUGCUAAACAGGAGUGGCAGUGGCAGUGGCAGUGGCAGUGGCAGUGGCAGUGGCAGUGGCAGUGGCAGUGGCAGUGGCGGUGGCAGUGGCAGUGGCAGUGGCAGUGGCGUGGCAGUGGCGGUGGCAGUGGCGGUGGCAGUGGCGGUGGCAGUGGCGGUGGCAGUGGCGGUGGCAGUGGCGGUGGCAGUGGCGGUGGCAGUGGCAGUGGCAGUGCAGUGCGGUGGCAGUGGCGGUGGCAGUGGCGGUGGCAGUGGCGGUGGCAGUGGCGGUGGCAGUGGCGGUGGCAGUGCCACAUCAUCAUGUGGUGACUGGCCUGAGGAGUGCUGGCCCGUGCCUCACAUGCCCUUCUCCCUGCUCUCUGUAUGCCCCAUGCCUCACAUGCCCUUCUCCCUGCUCUCU
Closterium sp. NIES-67 is the source of this 1435-nucleotide messenger RNA. The record is from the annotation of a GenBank genome assembly. NCBI's taxonomy places the organism in Eukaryota, Viridiplantae, Streptophyta, Zygnematophyceae, Desmidiales, Closteriaceae.